Molecule: messenger RNA, 3532 nt
Organism: Panicum hallii
Lineage: Eukaryota; Viridiplantae; Streptophyta; Magnoliopsida; Poales; Poaceae
Product: myosin-binding protein 2-like
Exons: 5
Coding region: 107-2872 (921 amino acids)
Molecular function (GO): myosin binding
Source: RefSeq, a predicted model, not a curated record
CCAAUUACCCGCCGCCCACCGGCCGCACCAACAGGAAAAAUUGCAAGCUAGCCCCGUCCUCCCCCCGCAUUCUGACGUGAAAAAAUCGGAGCUUUUUCUUUCGUUCAUGGGGUCCAAUGGCCCGGCCUUUCUCGCUCGAAAGGUCGCCGCUGGCGGCAAGCGUUCCACGCACUUUCCUCCGGCCCCGUCCGGCGGUGAGAUUCUCCCAGGCGAGAUCGCGGCUGUCCAUGCCGCGGGCGUAAGGGUGGUGGUCGAGGAGGACACCGCGGCAGCCAUGGCGGCGUCGGCGGGCAGGCUGGCGGCCGCGCUCCACCGGAGGACGCACCGGGUCACGUCCGCGCUGGCGUACGCGGCCCUGGAGUGGGUCCUCAUCGCGCUGCUCCUGAUCAACGGCCUGCUCGCCUACGCUAUCGCCCGGUUCGCGGACUACUUCGGGCUCGCGCCGCCGUGCCUCCUCUGCUCCCGCGUCGACCAGCUCUUCCAGGCGGGCGGCGGCGAGCCCGGCGGCGCGCGGUGGCUGCGGGACGCCCUCUGCGGCGACCACGCCGCGGAGAUCUCCGCGCUCGGGUACUGCCUCCGGCACCGGCGGCUCGCCGGGGCCGGAGAGAUGUGCCAGGGCUGCCUGUCCUCGUGUAAGGAGGAUACAAGCGAUGCACGGGACAAAAGCGCCACGGCGUGUUCUUGCUGCAAAGCUGCUGUACGGACAUCUUCGCGCGAGCUGGAGGGUACAAGGGAAGAACAUGUCGAGGAGAAGGUAACUGAAGAAGGAAAAGAUGACGACCAAGGCUACGUUCUGCUGGCUCAAGAAGAUCAUGAAGAGGAAGAGGAGGAGCAGGACGUGUUCGAAAACCAAGAGCAACAGAGCGAGGUGGGAGGAGGACAAAAAGAAGAAGACGAGCUGAUGGCUGCCGUUCAGGAUGAAUCAUUGGAAGUCAUGGUUCAGGGCGAAGAGAUCGCGCUCGAGGACGCCCGAUUGGUGCCGGUUGUGGCGCUUGAUGAGAUGACUAUCGCCGAUGAUUCGGGUCUGCACCGGGACGUGGAAGAGGAGGAUGGAAUGGAUCAAGUAGAAGAUGAGUCGGAUUCCAGGGAUGUGGAUAUCGGAGUGGUUCUGGAGGAGAAGAGGAUGUUGGAUUCCUCGGUUGCAACGCCGGUCGAUGUGAUCGAUGACUCUGUCGUGCCCAUCAGCCCCAUCGCUUGUCCAGAGACUGUAUCAAGCCCAUCUCAUCCUGAUCAUAACUCCAUUUCCCAAGAUGAUGCAGAUGUUACUGAAGAUGCCGUUGAAAUUGGAGAUUCCACAGCUGAAGAAGAUCACAUCUUUGUGCCUCAAGUCUCAGAAGCCGUUUCUGAAGAUGACAACAGAACGGCAGAGGUGGACACGAACUGCGAAGUAUCAAUCGGAAGCGAUAUAUGCGAACGGGAGCAAGAUGACCAUGUCGUUCCAUUUCAAGACUUGGCAACGCUCGAGGAGUCCGUUGCGCGACUGGCUGGUGCAGAUGAUCAGCCAUCGCCAUUGGAGAUCCUAGCCCCAACUGAGCAAGGUGAAGCCGAACAGGAGGAGGUUGUGAGGAGAACGGGAUUAGACAACCAACCAACUGGACAAAACGAGAUGGAAGAAGACAAAGCACCUGAGACACCGACGAGCGGCGUCGCAACACAACGCUCGGGCAGAAUGUUUUUGCUCGAGAGGAAACGGUCGCUGUCGUUAUCCCUGGACGGGAGCGUCGCGAGCGAGAUGGAAGGCGGCGAGCCUUCCACCGUGGACCAGCUGAGAUCGGCGCUGCAGGCCGAGCGGAAGGCGCUGGGCGCGCUGUACGCGGAGCUGGAGGAGGAGCGGAACGCCGCGGCCAUCGCGACGAACCAGACGAUGGCGAUGAUCAACAGGCUGCAGGAAGAGAAGGCGGCGAUGCAGAUGGAGGCGCUGCAGUACCAGCGGAUGAUGGAGGAGCAGUCCGAGUACGACCAGGAGGCGCUGCAGCUGCUGAACGAGCUGGUCACCAAGCGGGAGCGGGAGAAGCAGGAGCUGGAGAGGGAGCUCGAGCUGUGCAGGCAGAAGGUGCAGCACUACGAGGACAAGGAGCGGAGGAGGAUGGCGAGCUUCAAGGCCAAUGGUGGCAGCCCCAGUGGCAGUGGCAGUGGCACUUCCGUGUCGUCCAGCGGCGAGGACAGCGACGGGCACUCCGACGACUACUGCGAGCUCGGCGAGUCUCCGGACGGCGGCAACGUUCAGAGCUCGUCAGAUGCUGCUCUUUGCUCCAUGAGGGAUCGGGACAGCACGAAGCACCUAGUGGCUCUGGAUGAUUCCUUGACCUACUUUGAGAUGGAGAGGCUCUCCAUCUUGGAGGAGCUCAAAGCACUGGAGGAGAGGCUCUUCACAUUGGAAGACGACGACAUCACCGGCAAUGCGGCUGCUGGCCAUUCCUCCGGUGGUUUGGACUUGUCCGCCGAUGGCCUCCAAUCACCUGAGUACAUUCCCACCGGUGACAAGGCAAGGUUCGGGGGCAGGACCUCUAUCAGUAGGGUAAAGUCUCUUCUGCCUCUGUUCGAUGCAGUUGGCGAUGAGACCUGUGAUCAAAUGCCAUCUGCAAGGGCAGAAGAUGCAGAUCAAGCUGAUGAUUCGGCGAAAAAAUCGGUAUCCGUGCUUGUCAAAGAGCAGGAGAGGCUGGCAAUCAUAGAGGAGGUUGAUCAUGUGUAUGAGAGAUUGCAAGCUCUGGAGGCAGACAAGGAAUUCCUAAGGCACUGCAUCAAGUCCCUGAAGAAAGGAGACAGGGGCAUGGACCUCCUUCAGGAGAUCUUGCAGCAUCUUCGCGAUCUCAGGAAUGUGGAACUUCACGUCAAGAAUGCCGGUGAUGCUAUUGCUGCAAAUUCAGUCUAGCGAGUUCAUCUAUACGUGUGAUUAUCCUAGCUAGGUAGUUGGUAUGCAUUCAGUCGACUGGAGCGGAAUGAUCCAAAGCACUGCAUUGGUGAUGGUCCCUCUGCAAGAUGAUGGCUGAUUUUAAGGGAGGCUCUGCUCAUUUUGCCUGUGGGCCGGAAGCAAGCCCUCCCUUUUUGUGCUGGUCCAGCGCUGCCUACCUUUUCUGGUGUGGUGGUCGGUGGUAGGAAUCAUUAGGCCUUCCAAAGCUGCACAAAGCUGAAUCAUGGUGCCAGCUUCUGAGGCAUGUUGAAAACAAAAGAAAAAGGUUAUCUAGACUGAGUGGAGAUGUGGAGGAUUUUUUUCUUUUUGGGUUAUUUUGCUUUUUUCAGAUGUAAUCUUUUGGUUAACUUUCAGAUUUGUUUUUGUGCUGAGGUAGGGAGUGUCCAUGCAUUUGCUCUGAUUUUUUUGGGUGAGGUUGUAGCUUGUAUGGUUGGUAUGUGCAGUUGUUCUUUUGUUUAUAGCCAGCAAGAAAGGAAGCCUGUUUAUGGAGAAGUAUUAUUGUACCAUGAUGUCUAGUCCAUGGAGAGUUGGUGCUUCUUCUUCAAAUUUGUAAAUCAUAAGCUCCCAUCCUUGUAAGGAAGCUGUUGAUAUUACUAGUAUUAUUAUGUCUUUAUGAUAGUA